AUGGUUGAGAGUUCCUUCCCGGCAGUUAUCAGAAUUACUAAUGGACAGUUGACCGAGGCUCAGAUCGUCAGACAGCUACGUGAGUUAGUGCUGGGUAAUUAUCAGUGGCACCUGGAGCAGUUAGAAGGUCAGUCUUAUAAGGUUGACUUUCCCACUAAAGAGGAUCAGAUGCAUUUUCUUAAGUGGGGUUUAUGCAUAGUUACGAGCACAAACAUUGUUAUCGCUUUCGACGAGUGGAAGCAGGAGGAACCUGAGGGUACACCUUUGGAGAAGGUGUGGGUUCGUUUCUAUGGCGUGCCACCUAAAUAUGUAAAACACUUUCUGAUUGCUUGGAGUUUGUGUGUCUUGAUUGGUAAGACAGAAAAGGUUGACAUGCCAUUCACUCGCGCACAAAACGUUGCGAGGCUAUUGGUCAGUGUUGUGAGUGUUGAGCAUAUACCAGAUGUAGUCAGAUGGACACAUGCUGGAGUCACUUAUGUCUUAGAGCUUGAGAUCGAGGAUACUGCAGUUUCCGAGGAUGGGGAUGGGACACAAGACAUGGAUACGACCGAGGGUGGCGGCGCACCCGGGAACCAGGAGAAGGGGGCCGAUGAUACACUGUCGGAGUCGGACAAGGGGCCUGCUACACAGCCAGAUAAGGGUGGCCGAGGGACGACGGUUUCCGCGGGUGAUAAGGGGGGCGGGAUCAGUGAGCAGGCGUCUCCACGGUCCUCCUCCCCCUUGACACUCGCAGCGGAGGUUCACUCCACCACGCCCUACCCUCCUUCACCGACGAUAAGGGAGGGGCGUGGGAGUCCUGACCGCACCCUUCGCGAGAGGACCACGGAGGAGCUCAUCGCUUUUGGCGGGAUUGCGGAUCCGGUGUCGGCUGGCAGGCGUGUCAGCAACCGGAUCCAGGGACAGCCGGACGCGGACGACCUGCAGCUAGCACGUGCCAAGAGGGCCGUCAUGCUUCGUCAUGCCAAGACUACUGCAGGUAUGUCCUUUGAUAUAAGUUGUUCAAUUUUACACUUCUCUGAGAAUGAAAUUGUUGAUAAGGCAAACGACUUAGGCAUUUCUUUGGGAUCAAAUGAAACCGAGGUCGUCAAAUCCGUUAAUGAUGUUUUAGACAUGGAAGCGGAGAGGGCUUCUGAGAUCAUUCAUAAUCUUGCCUCUAUCCAACCUAUGAAUUACAAUGACAUGAAUAAUUUAGGAAUUAAUGAUCUUGCAAAUAUAUGUAAUAAUCUCUUGCCUAGUGUCGAGGCUGAAGAUGAGGAGGAUGUUGAGAACACAGAUACGGUAGAGCCUCUCUUGAUGGAGGAGGCAGUGUCUGUCAUAGAUAAUUCUAUCGUACCGCAGGGUGUUGAGGAGAAGCCCAAACGACCCUGGAAGCGGAAAAUCUAUCCUACUUCGGCAGUACGCAGAAGUGCUAGAGUAAAACUUAAGAAAAAAUUCCAUGAUGACUUAUGA
Messenger RNA from Aegilops tauschii subsp. strangulata, 1449 nucleotides. Lineage: Eukaryota; Viridiplantae; Streptophyta; Magnoliopsida; Poales; Poaceae. The record is from RefSeq and is a predicted model, not a curated record.